AGCAACAGGAGUGUCUGAUUGUUUCAAAGCAAUUCGGGGUGCGGCCGCUUUACUAAUGCGUGAAACCGACAGCUUCAACUCGGAAGUGCGUAUAAAAAAAUGAAGUAGUCUUUUUCAUCCCAACUAACGCUGCUGCUGUCAAUCCUCUUCGACGCAAAUGAUUCCGUAAUUUAUUAUUGAUCUCCGACAAAAAUCAAGAUAGCGCUGCCUCGGAGAUUUCCACAAGCUUCUCUAGGGUUCCCCUUUGAUUUGUCGUUCGAGGCUGUGGAGUAGAAUGGAUGGCGUUGUUGUGAGGAGGGUAAUACCCUCAGAUAAUAGCUGCCUCUUCAAUGCUGUGGGUUAUCUUAUGGAGCAUGAUCAACACAAAGCUCCAGAAUUGAGACAGGUUAUAGCUGUAGCUGUGGCAAGUGAUCCUGUAAAGUACAAUGAGGCAUUGGUUAUGAGAAAUGAUGAGAAUCAACAUUGCUAUUGGCUACUUCUAAGUGAAGUAUGGUUCGGUGCAAUUGAGCUUUCAAUAUUAUCAGAAUAUUAUGGUCGUGAAAUUGCAGCCUAUGACAUCCAAACUACCCGCUGUGAUCUGUAUGGUCAGUCAAAAGGGUAUGGAGAACGAGUGAUGCUGCUUUAUGAUGGUCUGCACUAUGAUGCAUUAGCUAUGUCUCCUUCCGACAAUGCUCCUCCUGAUUUUGAUCAGACCGUUUUCACUGUAAAUUCUGAUGGUACCAUUGGGCCUGUGGAAGGCCUUGUUCUCAAUCUGGUGAAGGAUGCCCAGAGAAAGAGAAGAUUCACUGAUACAGCAAACUUCACCUUGCGCUGUGGAGUAUGCCAAAUUGGUUUCGUUGGUUCAAAGGAGGCUGUUCAGCAUGCACAAGCAACUGGGCAUAUAAACUUUCAAGAGUACAAUUGAGCGCCAUGGCAACCUUCUCCUUGGUGAUUUAUCUCUACUGAUUGAAAUAAAAUAGAAUUUUAGGCCAAUCAUGGAACAGUUUACAACCAUUUUUGGUAAGAUUGUUGAUGAUUUUUUGUUUAUUUUCUUCUAUUGCUUGGUUUUAAAAGGAUGAUUCUAAAAAGAAAUAAAAACACAUUAAAAGUGAACAGAAAUUAUUCUUAUUUUCAAUAAUCUUUCGCUGUACUGGCCUGGAGAUCUUAUGGAAAGAGGAAUUCUUGUUUUCUUCUACAAA
Molecule: messenger RNA, 1178 nt
Organism: Dendrobium catenatum
Lineage: Eukaryota; Viridiplantae; Streptophyta; Magnoliopsida; Asparagales; Orchidaceae
Product: ubiquitin thioesterase OTU1
Exons: 11
Coding region: 275-904 (209 amino acids)
Biological process (GO): protein deubiquitination; endoplasmic reticulum unfolded protein response
Cellular component (GO): nucleus; cytosol
Molecular function (GO): cysteine-type deubiquitinase activity
Source: RefSeq, a predicted model, not a curated record